This is a messenger RNA of Trichomycterus rosablanca, 975 nucleotides long. Its product is annotated as olfactory receptor 6N2-like. The transcript has a single exon. Gene Ontology annotation, cellular component: membrane. Gene Ontology annotation, biological process: detection of chemical stimulus involved in sensory perception of smell; G protein-coupled receptor signaling pathway. The record is from RefSeq and is a predicted model, not a curated record. Bases 7 to 975 code for a protein of 322 amino acids. Gene Ontology annotation, molecular function: G protein-coupled receptor activity; odorant binding; olfactory receptor activity. NCBI's taxonomy places the organism in Eukaryota, Metazoa, Chordata, Actinopteri, Siluriformes, Trichomycteridae.
UUACACAUGGAUUAUUCCACUAAUGUUACGUAUUUACUUUUGACGGGACAUGUAGAGCUGGAGAAGUACAGAUCUCUUUAUUUUCUCAUCACUUUUACACUUUAUUUAUUGAUUAUUUGCUGUAAUGCUCUUGUUAUUUUUAUUAUUUACACUGAUAAAAGUCUCCAUGAACCCAUGUACAUCUUCAUUGCUGCUCUGCUCUGUAACGCUGUGAUUGGAUCGACUGCUCUUUAUCCCAAACUCUUAUCUGAUUUACUGUCGGAGAUUCAAAUUGUCUCGUAUGGUGCUUGUACCUUUCAGUCCUAUUUUAUUUACACUUACGGUUUGUCUGAGUUCACGUUGUUAUCAGCGAUGGCUUAUGACAGAUACGUGUCCAUCUGUAAACCAUUACAAUAUUCAACCAUUAUAAAAACGACCACUGUUAAAAAACUGUUAUUUUGCUGUUGGUUUGUACCUUGCUGUGAAAAUGGAAUUGCUUUGACUCUGACAUACCAAAUUAAACUGUGUAAAUUUAAAUUGAAUAGAAUUUACUGUAAUAACAAUGCACUUGUUAAACUGAGUUGUGAAGACAUUACUGUAAGAAACUCAUAUGGGCUGUUUGUUUUAGGUGUUGGAGUUUUUCCACCCUUGUUUUUUGUAUUUUUCUCCUACAUUAGAAUCAUUUAUGUAUGUUUAAAGAAUUCCAAAGAUUUUAGAAGAAAAGCUCUACAGACCUGCUUACCACAUCUUAUCGUCUUCAUCAGCUUCACUGUAACAUCACUGUUUGAAGUUGUAAAUUCUAGAUUAGAACUAAAUGUGCCACAUAUUUUUAUCAUGAUCAUGUCGGUGGAAAAUCUGGUAAUUCCUCCUCUAAUUAAUCCAAUAAUAUAUGGACUAAAACUACGAGAGAUUUUUAAAAGAAUUAAAAAAUACUUGUGGAACAGAAAAAUACAAGACGCUUUCAAAAACACACCUGCUGUCAUUCAACAUUUGUAA